This is a messenger RNA of Cannabis sativa, 414 nucleotides long. RefSeq lists its product as uncharacterized. The record is from RefSeq and is a predicted model, not a curated record. The transcript has 2 exons. NCBI's taxonomy places the organism in Eukaryota, Viridiplantae, Streptophyta, Magnoliopsida, Rosales, Cannabaceae. The coding region runs from base 1 to 414 and encodes 137 amino acids.
AUGAAAUAUGAUUGGUUUAACAACAAUACUAAUAAUACCAAUAAUAAUAAUAAUAAUAAUGUCAAUAUCAAAAAUACCAAGAAGCUAUCUCAGGCUGAAAAGAAAGAUGGGUUUUUGGAAGAACAAGGUUUUGAUGAUAUUGGUAAAAAUGGAAGAAGAAGAAGAAGAAGAAGAAGAAAAAGAAGUGGGUCUAAUGUGUCUCAUCAGAAGAUUAUUAGUCAACAACAACAACAACAACAAGAAGGACCCUUUAAUCUCAAGAGUAAUUUGAAGAAAACAGUGGUGAAUAAGAAUAAUCAAUCAUCAAAGUUAGAAGAAGAAGAAGAAGAAGCAAAGAUAGAAAAGAGGAAAGUUACUUGGCCUGAUGCUCAUGGAGAUGAUAUUGCUCAUGUUCAGGAAUUUGAGCCAAGGUAA